CAUGCCCCGUGCCCAGUCACAGACGCUUUCUCUUCUGAACGAGAUCAGAACGUGCGCGUACUCUUGGCGGCAGUCGUCCAACAUUACUCUGUGGCUUCAGAACGCGCCGGUCACAACUUGAAAACAGAUACCUGCACAGGCAUAACGAAGAUUACAUAUACAGACAUGGGGUUCCUACUUGAAACCACAAUUCUGGUUCCGGGCGCUCUGCUUGUUUGUCUCCUUGUUGCGUUUUAUGUCUACUUCAAGAUGUCCUUCACCUAUUGGAAGCAAAGAAAUGUAGCUUAUAUUAAACCAACUUUCCCCUUUGGAAAUUUCAGUGACCUGUUAUUGUUGAGAAAACCUAUAGGACAUGUAUUCAUAGAUCUUUACAGAAAGCUUGGCGGUGAGAAAUAUGGAGGAUUUUACACGUUGGCCAAACCUGGAUUUGUAUUCCGUGACCCAGAUAUCAUCAAAAGUAUCCUAGUUAAAGAUUUUUCUAGUUUUCACGACAGGGGAUUCUUCACAGAUGAAGAAUUUGAACCACUUACUGGUCACUUGUUCCUUCUUACUGGAAAAAAGUGGAGAAAUCUUCGCGUUAAGUUGGCUCCAACUUUCACUUCCGGUAAAAUGAAGAUGAUGUUUCAAACUUUGGUUGAUUGUGGACAAGAGCUUGGAAACAUUCUGGAGGAAAUUGCUAAUAAUGAAGAGAUUAUUGAAAUAAAAGAUAUCAUGGCUAGGUACACCACGGACGUAAUAUCGUCAUGUGCAUUUGGCAUCCAAUGUCAUUGUCUCGAGAAUCCAGACGCUGAAUUUCGUCAAUGGGGAAGGAAACUCUUCGAAUCGUCGACCAUGUUGUCAAUAACCGGAAGUCUCAGUACAUUUAUCCCAUCUGCUGUGCGACCCUUGAACCUGAGACUUAUAGACCCCAAAGUCUCAAAAUAUUUUCGAAGAAUGGUUCAUGAAACAGUGCGUUACAGGGAGAAGAAUAGUAUUAAACGGAAUGAUUUUAUGGAACUGCUUAUCCAGAUCAAGAAUAAGGGCAAAGUGGAAGAAGGAAUGGAAGAGAAUGGAAUUGGAAAUAUGGAGAAUAAAUCUGGCGAACUUGGUAUGUCGAUGGACUCUCUGGCAGCCCAAGCCUUUGUGUUCUUUAUUGGAGGAUUCGAGACUUCGUCAACCACCAUGACGUUCUGUCUGUACGAGCUGUCAUUGCACCAAAAUAUACAGGAACGUCUCCGGGAAGAGAUCGACAUAGUGCUGAAGAAACAUGAAGGCAAGAUUACGUAUGAAGCCAUCCAGGAGAUGGAGUAUUUGGAUAAAGUUGUCGCAGAAACCCUUCGGAAAUAUCCAGUUGUUCCAAUCUUAAACCGUGAAUGUACCAAAGCCUACAAAAUACCUGAUACGGAUAUUGUUCUGGAGAAGGGAAUCUUGACGGUUAUACCCGUCUUGGCCCUUCAUCACGACCCUAAGUAUUAUCCUGACCCUGAGAGAUUCGACCCGGAGAGAUUCAGUGAAGAGGAAAAGGCGAAGAGGCACCACUACGUGUAUCUGCCCUUCGGAGAGGGUCCCAGGAUAUGCAUAGGCAUGCGGUUCGGGCUGAUGCAAACCAAGGUGGGACUUGUCUCACUUCUCUCCAAAUACCAGUUCACUUUGAGUAAGAAAACCCCAGUUCCGGUGGUCAUAGAUACAAAGACAUUCUUUUUGUCACCUGAUGGUGGAAUGUGGCUACAGAUUAAGAAGCGAGCUAAAUGUACUGUUUCUACUUAAUUUGGGAGACUAAAAUUUCGAGGCAGGUCACGGUAGCCGAGCCGUCUAAGGCAUGCACUGUCUUCUCUUGCUCGGAAGCCGGGAUCGUUGGUUCGAA
Messenger RNA from Cryptotermes secundus, 1843 nucleotides. RefSeq names its product probable cytochrome P450 6a14. The transcript has 5 exons. The record is from RefSeq and is a predicted model, not a curated record. Gene Ontology annotation, molecular function: monooxygenase activity; iron ion binding; oxidoreductase activity, acting on paired donors, with incorporation or reduction of molecular oxygen. Bases 166 to 1746 code for a protein of 526 amino acids. Lineage: Eukaryota; Metazoa; Arthropoda; Insecta; Blattodea; Kalotermitidae.